Molecule: messenger RNA, 907 nt
Organism: Electrophorus electricus (electric eel)
Lineage: Eukaryota; Metazoa; Chordata; Actinopteri; Gymnotiformes; Gymnotidae
Gene: arf3a
Product: ADP-ribosylation factor 3a
Molecular function (GO): GTPase activity; GTP binding
Source: RefSeq, a predicted model, not a curated record
GUGUUAUUUUGCACUUUUAAUGAGAUGAAUGCAUGCAUAGAAAGGUUUGUUAAUUUGGAUCAAAUCUCGAGAUUGUAAAUCAGAGUAACUCACUGCAACACCGUCCAUAGCGGUUUUAUCGCGAGACUAGCGCGGGGUGACUUGUCAGUUGCUGCUGUCAGAGGGCAAGGCCAGCCUGCAAGCAUGGGGAACAUUUUUGGCAACCUCCUAAAGCGUCUAAUAGGGAGAAAGGAGAUGCGGAUUUUGAUGGUCGGCCUGGAUGCAGCAGGGAAGACAACCAUCCUGUACAAGCUGAAGUUGGGAGAGAUUGUCACAACAAUUCCCACCAUUGGGUUUAAUGUGGAGACGGUGGAAUACAAGAACAUCAGCUUUACAGUGUGGGAUGUGGGUGGGCAGGACAAGAUCAGACCACUCUGGAGGCAUUACUUUCAGAACACGCAGGGUCUGAUAUUCGUAGUGGACAGUAACGACCGUGAGAGGGUGAACGAGGCCCGAGAGGAGCUGAUGAGGAUGCUGGCCGAGGAUGAGCUCAGAGAUGCCGUGCUGCUCGUCUUUGCCAACAAACAGGACCUGCCGAAUGCCAUGAAUGCGGCUGAGAUCACAGACAAACUGGGCCUACGCUCGCUCCGCCACAGAAACUGGUUCAUCCAGGCUACGUGUGCCACCAGUGGUGAUGGCCUGUACGAGGGACUUGACUGGCUCGCCAACCAGCUCAAGAACAAGAAGUGAAGCCAGGCUGCCGGGCAGGGGGACCGAGCAGAGUGCCGCGGUCUGAGCUGCACUGGUGGGCUCGCAGAGGGGAGCAGAGUCUGGGCUGGCAUAGCGCUUCCCACUGCUCCGCUUCUCAGUGCUUUCCCACUUUGCGGGACAAUGUACUAUGACACUUAAUAAAAAGAUAAAAAGGUAA